This is a messenger RNA of Dicentrarchus labrax (European seabass), 3716 nucleotides long. It is a transcript of the gene tyr, whose product is annotated as tyrosinase. The record is from RefSeq and is a predicted model, not a curated record. The coding region runs from base 242 to 1864 and encodes 540 amino acids. The transcript has 6 exons. Gene Ontology annotation, molecular function: tyrosinase activity. Gene Ontology annotation, biological process: pigmentation; melanin biosynthetic process. NCBI's taxonomy places the organism in Eukaryota, Metazoa, Chordata, Actinopteri, Moronidae.
AUAGGAGACUUUAGUCUGGGUCUGAGAGUGAGGUGGAAGGAGGUUUGGUAGAGGGUUAGGUAGUAGCAUAGAGGGGUAACAACUCGAACCUGCAAAACUAUCAAGAAGUAACUUUUUGGAAGUGAAUCUACUCAUCUGUGCUGUGAGUGUGUGAGGGCAUCAGGUUUUGUUGGGUCCAUCUUUCCAGCAGAAGUUUAAAUUCUCACUGUAGUCAAGACUGGAGUUGCUUUGACUUUUCAUCAUGAGGAGCCCAUAUGAAUCUGUAAUUCUGCUGCUGCUCACUGGGACUUGCUUAUGUCAAUUUCCUCGCCCAUGUGCCAACUCAGAAGGACUACGGACCAAAGAGUGUUGCCCGGUGUGGGAUGGUGACGGCUCAGCCUGCGGUGCACUGUCAGGCCGUGGUUUUUGCACUGAGGUGGAGGUCUCAAAUGAGCCCCAUGGGCCCCAGUACCCACACAGUGGGAUUGAUGACAGAGAGCGUUGGCCUUUGGCUUUCUUCAACCGGACAUGUCGCUGUGCUGGAAACUACGGAGGUUUUAACUGUGGUGAAUGCAGGUUUGGUUACUGGGGUUCAAACUGUGCCGAGUACAGGGAAUCAGUGCGCAGGAACAUCUUGACCAUGUCGGCUGCUGAACAACAGAAGUUUAUCUCUUAUCUGAACCUGGCCAAGAACACCGUCAGCCGUGACUACGUCAUCUCCACAGCGACAAGAGCAGAGAUGGGUGAAAAUGGUGAGAAUCCCAUGUUCUCUGACAUCAACACCUACGACCUGUUUGUCUGGAUGCACUACUAUGUGUCCAGGGACGCCUUCUUGGGAGGACCAGGGAAUGUAUGGAGAGACAUCGACUUUGCCCAUGAAUCUGCAGCAUUUCUGCCAUGGCAUCGGGUCUACCUACUUCACUGGGAGAACGAGAUAAGGAAGCUGACGGGAGAUUUCAACUUCACCAUCCCAUACUGGGACUGGAGGAAUGCCCAGUCCUGUGAUGUGUGCACCGAUGCUCUCAUGGGAGGACGCAGCCCCUUAAAUCCUAACCUCAUCAGCCCUGCUUCAGUCUUCGCCUCAUGGAAGGUGAUCUGCACCCAGCCAGAAGAGUACAACAGCAGAGAGGCAUUGUGUAACGCUACCGGUGAGGGUCCACUGUUGCGUAACCCUGGCAACCAUGAUCCAAACCGUGUGACGCGACUCCCUACAACAGGUGAUGUGGAUUUCGUUGUGGGCCUCACCGAGUACGAGACGCAACCCAUGGACCGAUUCUCCAACAUGAGCUUUAGAAACGCCUUAGAGGGUUUUGCCAAUCCAGAGACAGGUAUGGCAAUGGCAGGCCAGAGCACCAUGCACAACGCUUUGCACCUUUUUAUGAACGGCUCCAUGUCCUCAGUGCAGGGUUCAGCCAACGACCCCAUAUUCCUGCUGCACCAUGCUUUCAUUGACAGUAUCUUUGAGCGCUGGCUCAGGACCCACCAGCCUCUCCGGACCAGCUACCCACGUGCCAAUGCCCCCAUUGGCCACAAUGAUGGGUACUACAUGGUGCCCUUCCUGCCUCUCUAUAGAAACGGAGACUACUUCCUGUCUAACAAGGCUCUAGGAUUUGAGUAUGCCUACCUGUUGGACCCUGGCCAGAGGUUCGUUCAGGAGUUCCUGACACCCUACCUCCAGCAGGCCCAGCAGAUCUGGCAGUGGCUCCUGGGAGCCGGGAUCCUGGGGGCGCUGAUCGCCGCAAUCAUUGCUGCACUGUUAGUUGUUGCAAGGAGGAAGUGGAAGCGCAACCAGAGGAGGAAGAGGGCAUCGAGCUACGGAGAGAGGCAGCCUCUCCUGCACAGCAGCUCAGAGGAAGGCUCAUCUUCAUAUCAGACUACUCUGUAACACACACUGACCCUGUACAUACAGCUGAAUGUACAAACUAUUAGGGACAUUUUCAUGAAGCGAAGGAAUGCGAUGGGUCCUGGUCCAAAACUUGUUACUGAUGCCCCGUAAUAAAUCUAUUUAAAAUUUAAAAUAAUAUAUGAAGGUAUACAAGUUAGUGAAGUAUCUUUCAGUUCACCCAAACCACAAGAAAACACUACACUACUAAUUUUCCACUACCUAACAUAUUGCGUGUUACUGCUGAGACUUUUGCAUCCCAACCCCAAGUGAAUUUUAGUUGUGGUUGCCAUAGCAUUAAAAAAUGUAACAUGUCUUUACAGCUUGUUUACAGUUGGUCAAAGGUUUUUGAACGCUUUUAAGUUUUUGAUGCAACGAAAAACUACAUUUUAUUAUUUACUUCCAGUGUUUUGGGGAUGUAUGGUCUGAGACAAUUUAAAUGGAGAAUAUGGAUGAAGAAGCAGGAAGCCAACACCAGGAAGAUGUCCCAAAUAUUUUAGACAUUCAGUAGAUAAAUAUAUUUUUGUGUGACACAAACUGACAGGCUUUCAGAGCCAUUAAGUGUUCAUUAUAACAAUGCAACACAUCUGCAAUAAAAUGAAAAUGUAAAGAUUUAUAAACUACAGUAUUUUCAUGUGGGUAUUUAAACUGUGAUGAGGUGAAAGCACUACUCAGCAGUCAACUGUGUUUGGAUCAGCAAAAAAUGUGAUGUUAUGCAGAUAUUCCUUGCUUGGCAACUUUUUCUUGACUAUCCUCCCUGACCUGAAACACAGAUGCACAUUACAUAAUUUAUUAUUUGAGUAUUGUAUGGUACUCUAUUUGACUGUGAUUCUGCUUACAAGAUACUGUAUGUAAAUACUGUAAGUUUACUAAAGUAUGGCAAGUUAAAAUUCCAUUAAAUUUACUGUAGGUCAAGGAAAGGUUAGAGGGAAAGGAAGUAUUUUAGAUCAUUUAAAGGCAAGGUCUGCUGUGAUGUAGCUGCAGUGACUGCUCAGGGUGUUAAAGUCACAUUAUUUGCACCUUCAUCUUAAUAAGUCAGUAUCAGAAUUAAAAGUUAAAGCUGUGAAUUUGACAAUUCACAGAUUUCCCUCAUUUUAAACAGGUUACACACUGUGACGCACUUUGACAGCGAUACUCUACCACACCCUCAUGUGUGUGGUAGCACUGGUGCUAAAGAAAAUGUAGGUAACAAAGAUGAAUCAUGAGUUUAUACAUUAAAAUAUGACUUGAUCCAAUUUUUCUCUGUGAUUUAUUUCUGAUCUGUUGAUUAUGCAGAAAAUGCUGACAAAACAAAUUCCCUGUCAUCAUGUAUUUUAAAUUAACUGCGAAAGAAUGCAUUUUACAAGUAUGGUAGCAGAAAUUUGAAUUUAAUUAAUGUUGUCUUACUUAGUUAGCUACAGUCUACACUGCCGGCCUUUAUAAUAGGUGUCAUUUUGAAUAUUGAGGAGCAAUUGUUUAAUUUGUGGCUACUUCACAUUAUCACUGAAAUAGUGGGGGUUUUAUUGGCCCAUUUUUUGGUCAGUUCAUCUUUUAUGACUACUUUAAAUAAUAAUUGUGACGGCCCUAGGGUUGUUUACUUUCUUUGUUUCAGGAAGUAGGGGGUGGAGCUGAGAUCACUCCCUGAUGCAGCUCACCUGAGCAGGCUGGGCUCAGGAGGCUAUAAAUCAGACCUGCAAGGCUUUCUCAGUCUCUUCCCCUGGCCUUCUGACUGAACUGUUGGUUUUUGUUUACAUUCAUACAUAUACACCUCAACCUUCACUCACACAGACAUUGCAGACAUACUGAUUUACUGAUAGACAGAUUAAACUGUAUUGAUUAUUUUGUAUUUACAUAAUUAAACUGUGUUAACCAUUCA